Messenger RNA from Coprinopsis cinerea okayama7#130, 1515 nucleotides. RefSeq lists its product as hypothetical. The transcript has 8 exons. The coding region runs from base 1 to 1515 and encodes 504 amino acids. The record is from RefSeq and is a predicted model, not a curated record. NCBI's taxonomy places the organism in Eukaryota, Fungi, Basidiomycota, Agaricomycetes, Agaricales, Psathyrellaceae.
AUGCACGAAACAGUAGCCACGAAAGGUCAAUAUAGAAAAGAGUUCUUCAUCCUCAACAGUCCCGAGAUUUACCGAAAGACGAAGGAAGCUGUCAAGGACUUCCCCGCCGCGUCCAAUAUCACCGUUGUCGCAGUCAAUGCAGUUUCACCAAUCAGGAAGCCGAUGUCCCUGUCCCCCGAGAUGCGCUCCUUGCACCCGCUCCUCCGACCCCGGCGCGAGCAGCCGAAUGGGCAAGGGAACGGUGGUGGCACAGAUGAUUCGGGCAGUGACGACGACCGGGAGGACAACAUGCCGGGGUAUGUGGAACCUGAGGAUGGUAGGGAGGGACGACCAACACUUCCUGCCUACGAGAACGCGACAUUUCAAACGGCACAUGCUGUUAACCUGCAAAUCAACAAUCUCAACGUAAGCCACCGAGACAACAGGAUAACCGCCACGAGUCUCGUCAGCAUCAGCGCAAGCUCCAUCGACGAGCUGUCGACGGAAAUUAUCCGCGCGAUCGAUACCACAUGCGGAUCUCACGAGACGGCGAUGGCGUGCAAUUGGGGAUCAGGGCCUUUCGCUGCCGGACUCACAAUCAGUCAGGCGGUGCAGUUCCCUUCCUGGUUCAUUAAUGUCGGUGUGCCAGGUGAUACACGGAUUGACGGUUUUGGAAGUGGAGUCACCCGGCAGGUGCUUUCUUCUGCUGUGGGCAAAGCUUGUCAACGGCUCGGUGCAAGUGCCAUCGUUGACCGCGAGUUCCUCCACCUGCUGUUCCCUUCUGUAUCUGCGUUUGUUGGCCUUAUCCCUGAGGACCAUGGUCAGGGCAUAGCCUAUUCCCAACCGCUUCAGCUGUUCUUCCAAUCAUGCUUGGAAGACUUUCAGGUUACGUACGGUCAACCAGCACAAUCCGCCGAAGAUCGACAAAUGAUAAUACAUGCUGCCGUCACCGGAUCUCUCCUCUGCCAUCCAGUAGAGGAGGAUCAGGCUGACUGUAGACUCUUCCAAGCGUUCUCAAAGGGGUUCAAUAUCCCACUUGCGGGUGGAGGAGGUUUGAAACCGCUCGAUUUCACGUUCUCAGAUGAAAUCACGAGGGAGGACCAGGAGGCGUUCUCCAAUGCAUUCAAGCGCUAUGUACAUGGCGUCGGUCACCCUGGCUCGCCGGAGAUCGAAGCAAUGGUUUCCGCGGAAACCCGGGCGGCAGAGGCACACGAUGCAUUGUAUCGUGCGAAGCGCGUCGCAAUGGUCACUACUGGGGUCGACCUGCUUCCUCACCAGGGGCAAAAUAUCAAGAUUGAACUGAGCUCAGCGCCCCCGCCAGACAGCUAUCGUCAACGGCUUGCAGACGUGGAACGACAGGCACUCCUUGGUUAUGUCCAGGCGUGCUUCUUCAAGGUUAUAUUUUUCCUCAGCGACCCUUUGCGCACUGCACUGCAGCAAUGGAACAAACCAUUGGGUGAAGAUACGAGAAUGGACAUCAUUCUCCAUCAAACAUUUUGCAUGGUAGGAGGAGUGGAGGAUGGUUAUACACUUUAA